AUGGCUUCUUCCCCCUUUGGGCAAAUUUCUAGCAUAUCGUCUUCAAAUACAGCUUUCAAGCCAGUGUUACCCGGAGCAGGGAAAUCUCAGGAGGCAAUGGAAAAGCCUUUAUUUGGAAAUCCUACUUCAGGGGAAAGGCAGAGUAGCAGUUUUGUCUCUUUCUCUGAAGAAAAUAAACGCAAAGAUGAAACUGAGGCUUUGAGGCCUCCAUUUGCAAGUGCUGAUAGUAGUUUUACCAAUUUUAAUGACGAGGCUGCAAGAGAAGAGCCACAUAAAGGGAUGAAGCGAAAAGAAGAAUCAGGCCGCUCUACGCGCAAACAAGAAUUUGCCUCCUUAGAUGAUACCUCUGCCGAUUUGCAUCCUUCCUCCACGAUAACACCACUUCGCAGGGCUAAGCGAAAUGACAGCACCGACAGCUUUGGUCCACUCUCUCCUAAUGAACAAACCUGCAUUCAGUUGAAGAAUCUUCCUCCACAUCUAAAUACUAAACAGAUUUUGGAAAAAUUCUUUAAGAAGUAUGGGAAAAUUCAGCGGGUGUAUUGUAGGGCUAAUAAAUUGACUGCGGUUAUUCACUUUGCCCACCAAAAAACUGCAGUAAAUGCUAAGAAAGCCGUGAAGAAGCUGCACAAGGAUGUGACUGCGUUUUGGUAUAGAAAGAAAUUUAGUCCAGGUAAGAAAGAAUUGCCAGUCCCUAACAGAGAAAAUCAUCAGGAGGAAAGAAAGGAAAAGCAGACUGAGCAGGAAAGCAGUGUACUUUCCUCCCCUGUACACAAGCCUCUUCUCCGUACAAUUAAGGGAUCUCCUCAAAAGAAAUCUCAGUUUGCAAAGGCUCUUCAGUUUGAUGUUGAUAAUACAGAUGCCCCUGCAACUUCUUCUGACUCUACAGUUCCAUCUCUGCCACCUUCACUUUUGCAUCUUGUGGGGGCUGUGGCAAAAACUCCUGAAGAGAGGUAUUGCCUGCUGGACCAGAGGGACAAAAUCUUGCGACAAACUCGAGUGAAAAGGACAGAACUUGACCAAGCCAAAGUGUUUGUGGGCACAUGUCCGGAUAUGUGCCCUGAAAAGGAGAGAUAUAUGAGGGAGACCCGUAACCAGCUUAGUAUUUUUGAAAUUCUUCCAGGAAGUGACAAGGCUGACCAUGCUGCCGCCAUUAAAGAGUAUAGUCGUUCCUCAGCUGAUCAAGAGGAACCACUCCCCCAUGAACUGCGCCCUUUGCCAGUGCUGUGUAUGACAAUGGACUAUCUUGUAAACUAUAUCAUGGACCAUGGGGAGAACAAUUAUAGAGAUUGGUAUGAUUUUGUGUGGAACCGAACACGAGGAAUUCGAAAGGACAUCACACAACAGCAUUUAUGCGACCCUGUGACUGUGUCUCUAAUGGAAAAGUGUAUGCGAUUUCACAUCCAUUGUGCAUAUGAGCUAUGUGAAGAGCCCAUGUCCUCCUUUGAACCGAAGAUCAACAAUGAGAAUUUGACAAAAUGUCUCCUGAGCCUGAAGGAGAUGUACCAGGACCUGCAUAACCGGGGGGAGACUUGUCCUUGUGAGCCAGAGUUCAGGGGUUACAGUGUCCUCCUCAAUCUAAACAAGGGAGAUAUUCUCAGAGAAGUGCAGCAGUUUAAGGAGUCGGUUCGCAACUCGGCAGAAGUUAAAUUUGCUGUACAGGUCUUUGCUGCAUUCAAUAGCACAAACUACGUUCAUUUCUUCAAACUGGUCCGCUCUGCAUCAUACCUUAACAGCUGCAUAUUGCAUGGAUACUUUAGCCAGAUACGUCGAAGUGCUCUGCAGGUCCUGAAUGUUGCUUAUACUUUUAGUCCCCAGAGGCCCUCUUUAUUUCCAUUAGAAGAGAUUAUGCGGCUUCUGUUAUUCCAAGAUGCAGAUCAGGCUGCAGAAUUCCUCACCGCUUAUGGCUUAAGUGUGUCAGAAGGUUUUGUAGAGCUAAACCGUUCUGCUUUUGCUGAACCCGAGGCUCCCUUACUGCCAAAGAAGAGCACAUUCAUCAGCAACAAAUGUCAUGUUUCUGUGGGUGAGGUGGUAAAUGGAGCCGCACUACCAGCAUUCUCCUUGCACACUCCUGUGUGCAGCUUUGACGCACAGAACAGAUAUGUGGGAUUUUGCAACUCAACCGAAGUAGCAGUUAGGUCUGCACAAGAAUCAACAGCUGUUUCAGAUAAACCAGAGGUUAUAGACUCUGUCCCUGAAGAGAGGUCUAUCAAACGUACAAUUGUGUUUUUACAAGACAACCAGGAAUCUUCGUCUAUUCCUAGUCAGUCAGUGUUCCAGCCCAUAGUGCCACCUGAAGCCCCUCCAUCUCCACCCAAACCAACAUUUACUGACGAGGAUGUUGCUGUUGUGCUUAAUGAUAUUGUGGAAGACACGGUGAGAGAAUUUAGUGUGGAUAUCGGCCAGAUAGGAGCUGCCUACGUUUCUGCUGCUCUUGGAGAGUCUUCAUUGGUCGCUGACAAACUUCUUGCACUUAUGGUCUUGGAUAUGUCAAACACCAUUGCAAAAGAAGAAUUGAAAGCAGAGACCGAGAAAGUGCUAGCGGAAAAACGGAGAAAGGCAGAGGAAGCCAGGCAAAUUCAGGAAAGGGAGCAGUGGCUUUCUGAGAUCAGCCAGUCUGAGUGUAACAAUCUGUUAAAUAUAGUACUUCAGGAAAACAUCCAGAAAAUAUCACAUGAAGAGCUACAGAAAGCCAUACAAAGAGAUCAUAUUGAGCGUAUUAGCCGAUGCUCUCAAUAUGUCAGUAAGAAGUUUGUGGAUCAGUUUAUGGAAAGCGAGCUCGGCGAUCUAGCCAAGGAAACUCUUCAUGAGAUGCAACUCUGCAGGAAAUACUUUCAGAGGUGGCGGGAAAUUAUGGCUUCUCGGAAGAAACUAAGGCGUCAAAUGCGAGGAUUUCCAGCUGCUCCUGGUUUAAUGGGUCAUAAUGGCACACUGAGGGCAUUGAUUCCCAGUGCUAUGCAAAAUUUGCAAAAUCAGCCUAAGGGGAUUGUGGACUUGGGGCAUGCCGGAAAAUUGUUUGUCUCUUUUAUUAGUCCCCAGCAGCGGACAGAACAGAUCCUACACAAAAUGAAAGUGCAGCAUUUCUUUCAAGAGCUGUUAUGUGAUGCUGCAUGGAUGCCGCUGGAAAUACCAUCUUUGAUUGUAAACCGCUUACCUUCAUGGAAGAACUGCAUAUUCUGGAAAGUAGUUCUGGCUCUGCCAGAAACCAGUCAGCCUGAUGACCCUAACAGCAUUCUGUCUAUGUGGUUGAAAGCUAAGUUCUGCUGGGCAGGAGUUCAGCCACCAGAUGCCCAGAAGCAGCAGCUCCAAACAGUGGCACUCUACAACACAUUGGCAUCUCAGGAUGGAUGGCCUGUGUCUAUAAAUGUUUGUGUAAAGGCAGUACAUGGACCUCUUACAGAUUCUGAGCUAGAAGAAGCUGAAUGCAAGAAUGAAUUAUGGGCAACCAACAGCAUUGUGUUUCUUUUACCAUUUACAUUUGAUGAAACUGAGGAGUACUGGAUUUCAGCAAUCUUGCAGCUAAAGCAGCUAUUAAAUUGCAAGCCCUUUAAGCCAGCACCAAGCCUUGCUGUGCUGGUGCCAGGAUCUUCCCCAAAUGAAGAGCAAAAUGUGGAGGAAGAACUUGGUCUUCGGGACCUGGUAUCAUGCGAUCUCAUCUCGGAUUAUAUUGUGCUGUCAAUACCAAAAACUGUGACUAAUCUGAAAGGAACUGAAGUGGUCACUUCUGCUGUACAGUUUUUGCUAUCCAAUUGUCCUCGGUCUCCACCGCUACAUGCACUUCCUUUCCGACAGUUCAUAGAGGAUGGAGUAUACCAUGCAUUCAGUGAUCCUUUCUAUCAUGACAUGUGUAUGCGUAAAAAGUGUAAUAUUCCCUCUCAGGACCCUGCAGCCAUCAUUGAUUUAUAUAACAGCGCUGUUGCCUAUUUGGCAAAGGUGGUUUCAUCAAGCAAACUUCUGGAAUUGUCCUGGCCUAUGACAGAAUUUACAUCUUCAAAGGGCAGCUUUGUUAUGCCACCUAUGGACUGGAACAAUUUAGAGCACCUUGCUUGGCUAAAGAAAGCUGUACUUUCCUUUCAGAUUCCAGAAAUGGACAAGCCUCCAGAGGGAGCUCCUUGUCAUCCUGUUUGUUCCAUGAUUAAAGAUUAUGUAUCUCAGAUCUCCAAGUCUUCAGAGGCUGUUCCUGUGUUGGACUCUGAAGUACAGAUGCUUCUUGGAGAUGUUUGGAAGAAUUGCCUCCAAAACAAUAAAGUUGAAGAGUCAGACUCUGAGCCAUUUGUACAGGAAAUACCUUGGGAUGAUUUAAUAGCUCUAUGCAUCAAUCACAAGUUGAGAGACUGGAAUCCUCCUUUUAGCACACAUUUUAAAGGCUCCUUGGAGGAUCUUUAUGUAUAUUUCUUUGAGAAGGAUUUGGAAAAUUUCAAAUUGCCAGAAUCAUGGCUGAAGGCUUGUCACACCACAGAUAAAGACGUACUGAUGGCCAGUGAGAGUGUUUUAUGCAGAAGGAAGCGUAAAUUGCAGCCAUCUCAAAUGGCACUGGUGUCUCUGACACGUGAGAAAAAUGCACAGAAAGAAGUUGAAAAGGUUAAGUCUAUUCACUCGCAUCUCAGUCAGUUUCUUUUAUCUGAAGAGGAGGGGAAUGAAAGUUCCACAAGCAAAAAGAGGAGCAUCUUACCGCAAUCUCAGUCUCUGGAGUCUUCCUUUGUGGUACAAAACGAAAAUACACAGAAGGAUUUAGACAGUCUGAACUCUCUUCAGUCACGACUGAAUCGUGCGUUGUUAGCUGAGAAACAGGAGAGUGAAAAAUUCAAUGAAAAGCUACAGCACCUGCUUGAGGAGGAACCUCUAGAUAUAUCGCUUAGCCUUCCUCUGUAUCUUCCCAAUACAUCGUUACAAGGGGCUCUAGAAAGUGCUAUUGUAGUCCAUUCUCCACAUAAGCCUUCAACAGACAGCACCCUGCAUUCCAAACCGGAUUCUCUGAUGAGUGGUGCACACUCCCACUCGUCAUCUGUACGAGAUCUCAUAAACAGCCUGCACACAAGUAUACAAAAGUAUAAGAAUGAAGAUAUUGCUUUUAAUUUGCACAUGAGCAACCUGUUUGACGCGGCAGAACUAAGCACCUCUCCAAAAUAAGACUAAAAUCUUGCUAAC
Molecule: messenger RNA, 5145 nt
Organism: Nanorana parkeri
Lineage: Eukaryota; Metazoa; Chordata; Amphibia; Anura; Dicroglossidae
Gene: MCM3AP
Product: minichromosome maintenance complex component 3 associated protein
Exons: 28
Coding region: 1-5127 (1708 amino acids)
Biological process (GO): mRNA export from nucleus
Cellular component (GO): cytoplasm; transcription export complex 2; nucleus
Molecular function (GO): nucleic acid binding
Source: RefSeq, a predicted model, not a curated record